ACCGCAGCACCAACCAAAGCAGAAACCGCAUUUUUCUCCACAGUCCUACCUUUUUCUCCCCCUUCUCUAUAUUCUCUCCGUCACUUUCCUGAGAAAUUUCCACUCAUCGGAGACGCAAAUAAUUCAUCCUCUUAUAGCUAUCCUCCUUGUAGGUAUGAUCGAUUAGACAAAUCCAAGCCCUAAUCCUCAAAAUCAUGGAGAAAAUCGGUGAAAUCGAUAAGAAUGAAGAGGAAGAAGGGGAAGGAGAAGGUGAAAUUGAAUGGCCGCCAUGGCUGGAACCUCUUUUAAGUACGAGCUUCUUCGUUCAAUGUAAGAACCAUGCCGAUUCGCACAAAUCUGAAUGCAAUAUGUAUUGUUUGGAUUGUAUGAACGGAGCUCUCUGUUCUCUCUGUCUUAAUUCUCAUAAAGAUCAUAGAGCAAUUCAGAUAAGGAGAUCGUCAUACCAUGAUGUGAUAAGGGUAUGUGAGAUACAGAAAUUUGUGGACAUAACAGGAGUUCAAACUUACAUCAUUAACAGUGCAAGGAUUGUGUUCUUGAACGAACGCCCUCAGCCUCGUCCUUCUAAAGCUCUCACUAAUAUCUGCCUCGUCUGUCAUCGUUCUCUUCUUGAUUCCUUCCAUUUCUGCUCUCUUGGUUGCAAGCUAAUUGGGACCUCAAAGAAUAAUGGAAAAAAGAUAAUAAAAGUAGUGGAAAAUGAAAGCUCGGACACCGAGAAAUCGAAGACCUCCGGCAGCAACAGAGGAAGAAUACUUAGAAGCAAAAUCCAAAGCUUCUCGCCGUCGACGCCACCGCCCACGGCGGCGACUCACCGAACCGCCAAAAGAAGGAAGGGAACGCCGCACCGGUCCCCGAUGGGAGGACUUCUCUUAGAAUUUUAAAAUAUUUUUAUUUAUAAUUAUUCAUAAAAAGACGAAAAUACCCCUUCCUUACAACCAUCCACCGACACAUAAAACACAUAUAAUUUGAGACUAUCACUAUUUUUUGCAGCAUCCGAGCCUUUGACCAACGGUCAACGGAGGCCGUUGCUGUAAUCAAAUUAAAAAGUUACCAUACACCUUUUACUAUGUAUAGUUGUAUUAUAAAAAAUGUAUUUCUUUAUGUAAUUUAAUAAUAAUUGUAAAAAAACAUUAAAUUAAGUGAGAGGGAAAAAAAAUAAUAACAAUGACGUGUAGCACAUGAGUUUUAAUUA
Cucumis sativus (cucumber) is the source of this 1189-nucleotide messenger RNA. RefSeq lists its product as uncharacterized. The coding region runs from base 195 to 878 and encodes 227 amino acids. The record is from RefSeq and is a predicted model, not a curated record. NCBI's taxonomy places the organism in Eukaryota, Viridiplantae, Streptophyta, Magnoliopsida, Cucurbitales, Cucurbitaceae. The transcript is spliced from 4 exons.